AUGUCGAACCCGCAGCUACACCUUCAGCCGGUGAACUCAAAUGCUGCACGACACAAGCGAUAUUCAUAUCUCCCUACCCCGUCCGAGUACCAGGCUCCCACCUUCCCGCCUCGCAACAAUGAAAAGCCUGAGGAGGCUACCAAGGCAUCGGCACUGGACGACUCAGUAUCGUCACCAGGGCCCCGAAGUCCCCCGCCAUUCUCAUACAAUGUUAACAACGCUCCGACGCAGACACCGUCCCCUUACCGCCAACCCCAUAUAGCAUCCCCUCCGCCGCCUCUAUCGGAACAUCCGGCGCAGUACGCACCAUACGCCGACCGGCCAGCGUUUCCCCAACAGCAAACGCAACCGAUUCGGUAUCAGAGCCCUCCUCCGGCGCCUCCAGGCUCGCUUCCGCCUAAGCAGUUCCCAGAUGUGCGCUCACAUCGACCAAAGGAAUACACAGUCGCCCCAGACAGCAACCCACUGCAACCGCCGCCUUCAUUAUCUGCGCCCAAACCGAGCUCUCUCUCUGGAGGCCAGUCACAGCUAGGAACUAGGAUCACAUCCCACGAGCUAAACCAUGCGCCUGGCCAGGUGGUGCACCCCAGACAAGAAAUUAAAGGAGGGACCUGGAGCUAUGGCUUAUGCGAUUGCAGAGAUCCUGGUGUUUGCUGCACCGGCCUGUUGUGUCCAUGCAUUCUGUACGGAAGAACCCAAUAUCGACUGUCUCGAAAAUCCGAACAAAAGGAUCCGACGAAUUUGCUAGGUUAUGAGACUUGCAAUGCACCGUGCACUGCGAUGGCACUGCUCUGUGGAUGUCAAUGGCUAUUAGCGACGAUCCAGCACAUCCGAGUCAGGAGAGCGUACGGGAUCUCGAGCGACGUUGCCACCGAUUGUGUCCGGGCGUCGUGCUGUACGUGCUGCACACUGAUCCAGGAUGAGCGGGAAAUCAAAUAUCGGGCAGAAGCUGCCCGAAUUGCAGGCGGUGUUCCUGGAUACACGCCCCCCGCCUAUGCCACCCCGGGACAAAUGACGUUUAGUCCUCCACCCCGAUAG
This is a messenger RNA of Uncinocarpus reesii 1704, 1038 nucleotides long. RefSeq lists its product as uncharacterized. The record is from RefSeq and is a predicted model, not a curated record. The transcript has 2 exons. Bases 1 to 1038 code for a protein of 345 amino acids. Lineage: Eukaryota; Fungi; Ascomycota; Eurotiomycetes; Onygenales; Onygenaceae.